AUGAUCGGUGGUGGCAAUGGCGGUAACGGCGGAUCCAAGAAACGGCACCGUGUCGGAAGCAACAGCCGUUUAUCAUCCACCGCGGCGGUGAUCGAUUCCUCUCGUCUCGACGGAACCCUAACCGAAGGCUCUCACAAACCCUUACCAACAUCAUCCAUCCGCCGAUCAAAUUCACGUCAUUCUUUCCUCCCUAUCGCAUCCUCCGUCCCCAAUGGAUUCAAUGACCCUAACACCGCUGACGUCAUCCUCCGUCUCUACCUCGAUCAGUCCUCACCUUUUGAUUCAGACGAUUCAGAAACGGUAGUGGCUGUUGAUUCCACAUCGGAAUUCGAGAUCUAUCUCCAUUCUUCUGUCCUACGCCGAUCCAAGUACUUCUCCGCACUUUUAUCUGAUCGGUGGAAGAAGGACUCAGGGGAAGUUGAUUAUUACAGGUUUAAUUUAGCCGUGACUGCAGCAUCUAAAGCGCUAGAGUUACUUCCAAUUGCCUUGGAAUUACUGUUUGAGGACUGUGUAACGGCCUGCGUCCGAUACCUUGAAGCUGUACCGUGGACAGAGGAGGAAGAAAUAAUCGUGUUAAGUAUAAUCCCCCUUUUACGAGAUGAGGAGUCAGUGGAACUUUUAGCUAGGGUUUCACCUCCAAAGUCGGAUUUAUCAGAGGAAAUGCUUCACGGAUUGAUAUUAACAGCGAUUCAUAAUCAUCCAAACAUGGCGUUUGCAAAAGCGUUUGUUGCAAAACUCUUAAGGGACUUUUCAUCCAGGGAAUCCGCAAGAAGAGUUUUGGAUAAGUCUUUUGAGACCAGUUUGAAGGUGGUAAAAGAGUCCUUGGAGGAGUAUUCCAGUCCAGACUUUCGUGGUGAUCAUAACGAGACUGAAGCAAUUCAGAGGUUGAAUUUGCACACUGCAAUGACAAAUGGGAGGCAUUUAUUGUGGUUGAUUGAGCGGAUGAUUGAGUUAAGAGUAGCUGAUACUGCUGUGAAGGAAUGGAGUGAACAGACUUCUUUUACUGCUGAUCUGCAGAGGGCAUUUAGGGAUGAUGCAUGGAGGAAUAUUGUUCCUGGUCUUCCUGCUGUGGUUCUUAGGUGUACCUGCAAGCUUGCCAAUGCUGUUGCUUCUGGUGUUAUUUUGGCCUCUAGACAGGUUAGGAUGAAAAUGGUGAAAGAUUGGCUUCCUGUAUUGAUUGUAUGCAAAGACAAUGUCACACCAAUGUUGACAAAUCAUAAAUCAUUAUACCUGGAAUUGGAAGAAACAUUCUUGAAAAUCAUAUCAACAUUGCCUAUGUCCGAAGCUCAAGAAUUGUUGCAGCAAUGUCUCAGUUUUUCAACUCGAAAUGUUGAGGAUUGCCCUCAUUUAGUUUCAGCAUUCACCACGUGGUUUCGCCGUGCAAAUCGACAAUUACCAGAGAUGUAUGACGAUCUUUUGGGGGAGUAAGAGCUCCUUAUUAUUCGAAUAUAGUGGCUGCUAAAGUGAGACGUCAAAGGUAUUAAGAAUGAAGAGAAGCAUCGGCGAGGAAUCUAAAACUUUAGAUAUAACUAUCUAAUAUAGUUUCACAUUACAAAUGAUGCAUUGAAAUUUUUUCCCCUUCUAUAAUACAUUUUUAUUUCUUCUUAUAAUUUUGUUACAAUGUCAUUGAUGAAAACAGAACACGAUGCAUAAAAAAAAACCUUAUACUUACAUAUGGC
Molecule: messenger RNA, 1679 nt
Organism: Lactuca virosa
Lineage: Eukaryota; Viridiplantae; Streptophyta; Magnoliopsida; Asterales; Asteraceae
Source: the annotation of a GenBank genome assembly